AUGCCUGCCCAGUUGCCAGUUUGGGUGUGUAGGGUGUUCAGGCUCACGUGUGAACCGACCGACAAGUGGGCUUCAACUCGCCAGCCGAUUGAGCAGUCCUGUCGUGAAGUGGCGCAAAGUGCCGUGUCACGAGUGCACCAAUUUGUGCACGAGGGACCCGGUGUCAGACACAAGAGGGGCCGGCUUAUAGGUUCUAUUGAAGAGAAGCGCGAAUUUCGACAGUUAUCUUGGAAGGGGCCUACAGGUUCCAUGCCAAUGGUGAAGGCUUUUUGCGUUGAAUUUCUUUCCGUUGUGCUCCCCACAGGACCAUUCUCGUCCGACACAGACUGCAGCUGCAGCCCGGCCUCGGGUGGGACUCGAGCCAACGAUGUUUGGGCUGAGAGGCGAAUACGUCCCCUUAGAAACCACACAAUUCAUAGUUUCGGCCUCUUGAAGGCCGAAAUGUUAUACCAAUGGACAGUCGUGUUUUUGCCAUUAAACACAACAUACUACUGA
This is a messenger RNA of Protopolystoma xenopodis, 495 nucleotides long. The record is from the annotation of a GenBank genome assembly. NCBI's taxonomy places the organism in Eukaryota, Metazoa, Platyhelminthes, Monogenea, Polystomatidea, Polystomatidae.